This is a messenger RNA of Aspergillus japonicus CBS 114.51, 1356 nucleotides long. RefSeq lists its product as uncharacterized. The transcript has 5 exons. Bases 1 to 1356 code for a protein of 451 amino acids. Lineage: Eukaryota; Fungi; Ascomycota; Eurotiomycetes; Eurotiales; Aspergillaceae. The record is from RefSeq and is a predicted model, not a curated record.
AUGCUGUCGAGACGUGUAUUGAGAUUUUCAGACUGUCCUCACCAUCGAUGGCGUUUACGACAAAACCAUCUUCUUCAACCCGUCUACCUGAUGGGACUGUUCUCUGUGAUUGGAAUCGUCCUUAUUUGGUACGGCGUCAACUCAGAUCGCGAAUAUAUCUACCUUUUACUUACUCAGGUAAUCCCUGCGGGUCACUGCGCGUGUCUAACAUCAACCACUUUUCAAUGUGCAAGCUGCUUGAACUGCGCCUACAAGGGGCCUCCCCCUCAGAUUGGACUUCCUGCUGCCUCGACCUGGAAGUUUGAGGCUGGUCGAGAUGGUGACAAUCAAGCAUUGAGUCGAGCCCAGUGCAUGCCUUCUUUCCCAGGUUUGUUCGAAGACAUCUUGCGUGCAGGGACAUUCUGGAGAGCGCACGGUGGUCUUGACGUCAAGCACUUGGAUAACAUCCCGUUAAAGCAUGGCAUGGCGCGGGCGUUCAUACAACGCGGGGAGCUUUACGUGGUGAACGCGCUGUCACGAGGUGAAGAUCAUCGACGAAAGAUUUUAGCUGUCCUGAGUGCCAUACACCGUGCCUUGAUCACAAACCCCGAACGAGCCCCCAAACAAGAUCUGGAGUUUGUCUUCUCUGUGGAGGAUAAAGUCACGGAUGUGACCACUGGCGACCAGCCUAUCUGGGCAUUUGCAAGGUCUGCCGGUGAAGAGGCGGUUUGGCUCAUGCCUGAUUUCGGCUACUGGGCAUGGGAGAAUGUAGUCGACCACAUCAAGUGUACAGAAAUCUCCUGGUCUCAAAAGAAUAGACAGCUCGUCUGGCGAGGAAAGCCCAGUUUCGCACCUAAGCUGCGGUGCGCACUGAUGGAUGCUGCGCGUGGCCAGCCGUGGGGUGAUGUCAAAGGCUACAUGUUCAUCGCCCACGUUGAAGGACGAUCUUAUUCUGCGUCUCUAAAUUAUUGCCAGGCGUGCAACUCAGUUGUUGUAGCUCACAAGCUGCAGUAUAUCCAGCAACUCCACUACCUGCUUGUUUCAGAAGGACCGAGCCAGAAUUACGUCGAAGUCAAAAGGAGUUUCAGUGACUUAGCAGCCAAUUUGGAGCCGUUGUUGGACGAUCCAUCACGAGCAGAACGAAUUGCCACCAACAGUAUACAAACAUUCCGCGACCGAUAUUACACCAAGGCUGCGGAAGCGUGCUACUGGCGUAUGCUCUUCGAGGGGUACAGUGGCGUCUGGAAUAGCAGUGUUCCGGAUAAUCUAAGUCAUCAACAAAAGAAACGAGGCUUCCGAUACGAGUCGUUUAAUCUUCUGGACAGUCGCAUGAUGUUUGAAUUUGACGCGACGAGCGCAACAAGCACGUUGAGCUGA